AUGUGGGUUAACGGUUACGUGUCCAUGGGCUUUGUUUUGGUUGACAAAUGCAGCAUAACUCAGCAUGGCAAUCUCUAUAGCCAUCUUGGAUUGUGACCUACUUCUACAUGGUCGAGGUCAAAAGACGCUGGACCGCUUUGACCUGGGUUCUGUGUCAGACAAUGUCCUCCUCACACAGUUUGGCUUCCCCAGAGAGUUUAUUCACUAUCUGGUGGAAUUACUGAGAGACGAUCUCUCUCGACGGACCCUGCGGUCCAGAGCCAUCAGUUCUGAGGUCCAGGUGUUGGCUGCUUUGGGUUUUUACACUUCAGGCUCAUACCAGACGUAUAUGGGAGAUACUAUAGGGAUCAGCCAGGCCUCGAUAUCAAGAUGUGUGUCAAAUGUGACCAAAGCCCUGGUGAAGCAGGCUCCUCAGUUCAUCACAUUUAAAAGGGAUCCAUCCAGCAGAGAGCUGUCCUACCAGGAGUUUCAGAGAGUUGCAGGAUUUCCAGAAGUUGAAGGCGUGCUGGACUGUGUUCAGGUCGCCAUCAAAGCUCCAAAUAGUGAAGACACGUCAUAUGUGAACAGGAGGGGGUUUCACUCUGUGGGCUGCCAGCUUGUGUGUGAUGCUCGGGGAUUGUUACUCAGUGCAGAGACCCACUGGCCCGGUGGACUCAAGGACACUGAAGUGCUGGAAAGAUCUGCCAUCUACAAACAGUUGCAGAACAACGACAAAGGCUGGUUGCUGGGUGACUGUCGAUACCCCCUGAGGAAGUGGUUAAUGACGCCGGUCACCAGCCCACAAACCCCGGCAGAGUUCCAGUAUAAUCUGGCCCACGCUGCCACUCAUGAGAUAGUGGACAGGACCUUCCGAGCCAUCCAGACCAGAUUCAGAUGUUUAGACAGCACCAAAGGAUACUUACAGUAUUCUCCGGAGAGGAGUUCGUCCAUCCUGCUGGCCUGCUGUGUCCUCCACAACGCCUCCCUACAGUCUGGACUGGACGCCUGGACCAUGGAGAGGACCGUCCCCCCCGAACAGCACGAGAGCCUAGAGCAGAGACCUGAGGAGCGAGACAGCCACGCAGAGGAGCUGAGAAAAGAACUCAUACUCGGACACUUCAGCUAAAAUCCUGACUGGGUCGUCACAUCAAUAAGGUCAAAGGAGGUCAAGACUGAGGAAAGACUGAAUCAGGAAAAUCCACAGACACCGUGUUGCUGAUGCAGUUUUUUAAUAUUUUGCUGUAUUCUAUUCUACUGGCUACACUAAGAUAACAUACUUAUAUAUAUUUAUAUCUAUAUAUGUAUAUAUAUAUCCACAUAUACAUAUAUAGAUAUAAAGGAACAUGCACGGCUCUAUACAACAAACCAAGACGACAUUAUAUCCAAACACAUUUCAAACAACUGAGCUCCUCAGAAAGUCCCAGAUUAUUCUCUGUGGAAUUCUCUAGUGCCCCCUGUAGUCUGGAGACAACUAUUCAAACUGUGUGAAGCUACUGUGUCAUCAAGGUUUCCUUAUGAGUGGGAAAAAAAAUCACCCUCUACUGUAAUUUCUUUUAAACCCUUCCCCAUUUUUCCCUCUCCAUUCCACAGGUUUAACGUCUUGGACUAUGUGACAAUACAAAAACAAGGCCCUUUAUUUACAACAUCUGCACAUUAGGUUGUUGUUAUUUAUGUACACUGGUGCACUGAGACUGUUUAAGGGAUUAGAAUGACCGAGUGGGUGAGUGAGUGGUCGCAGUCAAAUGGUAUUGACAGCAUGAGAAAUGCAAAAUUAAAUUGAUAAAAAAUUGUA
This is a messenger RNA of Solea senegalensis (Senegalese sole), 1771 nucleotides long. It is a transcript of the gene harbi1, whose product is annotated as harbinger transposase derived 1. The transcript is spliced from 7 exons. Lineage: Eukaryota; Metazoa; Chordata; Actinopteri; Pleuronectiformes; Soleidae. Bases 65 to 1105 code for a protein of 346 amino acids. The record is from RefSeq and is a predicted model, not a curated record.